AUGAAAUCUUCUCACUCGGCUAUUCUUCUGGCUCUGAGCCACUACGCAGCUGCGGCGGCCAUUUACAAUAAACGUGCCAUCUCAUCAGUUGUCACCGGCACACCAGUCGGUUUUGCAUCCUCCGUCACGGGUGGCGGUGAUGCCAGCCCAGUCUACCCGACCACUAUCGAUGAGCUGAAGGAGUACCUCACUUCUGAUGAGGCACAGGUUAUCGUCAUAUCCGGCAAGUAUGACUUUUCGGGCUCAGAGGGCACAUCCGACUACGACGCCUGCGACGCUUACUCGUGUUCGCCGGACAAUGGUGGACAAGCACUGCUCAACACUCUAAACGGUUGCUCCACGUCGACAUAUAGCGUCACCUUGGACACGGCAGCCUACCAAGGCAUCAAUGUUGCCUCGGACAAGACCCUCGUUGGUACGGACGGUGCGACGCUCUACGGCAAGGGACUGCGCUUUGUCGACGUCUCCAACAUUAUCGUUCAGAACAUUGAGAUUACAGAACUGAACCCGCAAUACGUUUGGGGUGGAGAUGCUCUUUCAUUCUCGGGUACCAGCAAUAUCUGGAUCGACCACGUCACUACCUCAAGCCUCGGUCGCCAACACUACAGCUUUGGUUCAGACAGCAGCCAAGGUAUCACCAUUUCCAACAGCUUCAUCAACGGUCAGACCGACUACUCGGCAUCUUGCGAUGGACACACCUACUGGGGUCUUGAGCUUGUCGGCUCGGACGAUCAGAUCACCUUUUACAAGAACUACCUCUACUACACCUCUGGCCGCAGCCCAGCUCUGUCGGGUACCACUCUCUUCCACGCCGUCAACAAUGUCUUUUCUUCCAACAGCGGCCACCUGAUCGAGGGCGGCUCCACUGGCGGCCAGGGUCUGUUCGAGGGCAACUACUUUGAAGACAUCAACACCGUCAUCGACUCCUACAGCGGCGUCAUGUUUGCCGCCACCUCGGACAACCUGUCGACCUGCUCGUCCUACUUGGGCCGCGACUGUGUGGCCAACAGCUACUCGAGCUCCGAUGAGCUCACUGGCGACGACACUUCCUUCCUCUCGCAGUUCUCGGGUCAGAACAUUCCCGAGGCUGAGGACGUCUCGUCGAUCCAGAGCUCCGUGGUGUCGUCGGCUGGAAACACUCUGUAG
Molecule: messenger RNA, 1146 nt
Organism: Pestalotiopsis fici W106-1
Lineage: Eukaryota; Fungi; Ascomycota; Sordariomycetes; Amphisphaeriales; Sporocadaceae
Product: pectin lyase E
Exons: 3
Coding region: 1-1146 (381 amino acids)
Molecular function (GO): pectate lyase activity
Source: RefSeq, a predicted model, not a curated record